AUGGCAGUGCUUCACCAGUACGACUAUGUCUUUGCCAUUGGCACUCUGUUUGCCAUGCUUGAUGCCUACAACAACGGCGCAAAUGAUGUCGCGAACUCUUGGGCAACCAGUGUGUCGUCGAGGUCAGUCACUUACAGGCAAGCGAUGGUUCUAGGCACCGUCUUCGAAAUGCUCGGAGCGAUCACCGUUGGUGCUAGGACAGCUGACACCAUCAAGAACGGGAUCAUCCCCAACUCGGCUUUCCGAGAGAAUGCCGGUGUUCAGAUGCUGGCAUUUACCUGCGCCCUCGCUGCCGCAUCAUCGUGGGUUAUGUGGUGUACACGACACUCAGCCCAUGUCUCAUCGACAUACUCGCUUAUCUCAGCCGUGGCAGGUGUCGGUGUUGCAACGGUGGGAGCAUCUCAGGUCCAAUGGGGUUGGAAUGAUGGCAAGGGGCUAGGCGCUAUCUUUGCUGGCCUGGGGAUGGCUCCCAUCAUCUCUGGAGGCUUUGCCUCUGCGAUCUUUAUGUUAAUUAAGCUCGUGGUGCUCAUCCGCAAAAGGCCGGUGCCAUGGGCUGUUUGGAGCUCACCCUUCUUUUUCCUAGUUGCCGCCACUAUCUGUACACUUUCCAUUGUCUACAAGGGUUCCCCAAGCCUGAAUCUGACCAAGAAGCCGGGAUGGUAUAUCGCUGCCGUUACAAUGGGUACUGGUGGAGGUGUCGCUCUUUUGUCCGCUAUCUUCUUUGUUCCGUUCGUGCACGCAAGAGUCAUCAAGAAAGAUCGCACUGUCACAUGGUGGAUGGUUAUCCUUGGUCCGCUACUCUUCAGGCGUCCCGCUCCUAUCGACGCGCAAGAAGCCAAAGUUCCCAAUUAUGCUGUGGUCCAGGAGGAAGACACGGAGACAUACCCCGAGUCGCCGGAGCUGAAAGGAAAUAGCUUCAGUAAGCUCGACGGAGGGGAAAUAUUACCUGGCAAUUCGGCAACGGAGGGUGAACAGAGAGUUGUUCAAGCCGAGAUUACUCAAGCCACAUACAAAGAACGACUUGCUCAGGCGGAGGCAAGGUUUCACGCAAAACUCAUGACGAAGCGCGGGCCCCUUGGUUGGGCUAUGCGAACUCUGAGAGAUAAUCCAAUGGGCCCCGGUCAGAUAUAUGAGUUUCGCAAUAUCAAGAUACUUGUUAAACGCAUCCCGGCUAUGAUUGUCUGUGGUGCUCUUUACGGCGCGCACUACGACAUCCAUUCUGCGCAAACUGGCAUUUCCGGUACUCCGGAUGGUCAAAGGAUGGAACGCGUAUAUGCCCAUGCAAGCAAGUAUCCAAAUGAAGUUGAACAUACUUAUUCUUUCGUCCAAGUCCUCACCGCCUGUACUGCAUCAUUCGCUCACGGUGCCAAUGAUAUCGGCAACUCGGUAGGCCCCUGGGCUGUUAUCUACACUGCUUGGAGUACCGGUAAUGCGGCAGCCUCCAAGGCCCCGGUGCCUGUCUGGCAGCUUGCUGUCCUGGCUGGUUGUAUUUCGAUUGGUCUCAUCACCUACGGCUACAAUAUCAUGAAAGUCAUGGGUAACAAAAUCACAUACCAUUCCCCAAGCAGAGGUUGCUCGAUGGAAAUGGGCGCGGCUCUCACCGUCCUGGUCUUUUCCCAAUACUCGCUUCCAGUUUCGACUUCGAUGUGUAUUACCGGGGCUACUGUCGGUGUCGGUCUUUGCAAUGGUACCGUCAAGGCUGUUAACUGGCAGCGAGUCAGUCUCUUGCUACUGGCCUGGGGUUCCAAUGGCGCUUACCAAAUCCUUCCUAGUCGGUUGACUCCGGCCCAUUCCUUCCCGCACUCUUCUCCUUCCUUUCCCUCUCUAACUCACCUAAACAAAGUUAUCAUGUCAGACUCUGACGACUUCAUUAUUGUCGAACGACCAGAUCUCUCUUCUGAAAUCCCCAGACUGUCCGCCUGGUUGCAACCUACUGCAUACCGUGACGAUUCUAGCGAGUUCCACAAGCAUCUCAGCUCCCGCGUCCCGGGAACGGGCAACUGGAUCGUGGAGACUCCAGAAUACCAAACAUGGCAUAAUACCGACACUCAUAGCAUUCUUUGGAUUAAAGCCAUUGCUGGAGCAGGCAAAAGUGUCUUGACGGCGUCGCAGAUUGCCCAGCUGCAACAAAUUGAGCCUCAGGCAGCAGUUCUCUUCUUCUUCUGUCGUCAGACCGUCACUGCGAACCAUGAAUCCCGUGCAUUGGUCCGUGACUGGCUUGACCAGCUGCUCCCUCACUCUUCUUAUCUACAGGCCGUUCUCAAUGCAAGUCAGACGAGCAGCUCCGAUGCUGUCAUUGAGAUGGGCCUUGUCGAACUCUGGCAGAUCUUGACUGACGCAUUACUGGCCAUGCCGAACCCGGUAUAUUGUGUCGCCGACGCCUUGGAUGAGCUCGAUGCCAGUGAUACAGAGGAUCUCUUACAAUGUAUUGUUACUCUGGGCUCUCAGACGCCUGGUCAAAUCAAGAUCCUCAUCUCUAGUCGUCCACUUCCUCAGAUCCAGAAGGUCCUAGGAAGUGUAUCUACAGUGAUUCCUGUCCGGCUUGAGAAUCGGCAAGUCAACCAUGACAUCGCCCAUUUUGUGAAUUAUCAGCUAGAUCAGGCCAUAGAUAUCCAACAGAAAGUCCGCGAUAAGAUAAAAAACGCCAUCGAAGAUCGUAUGUUUCCGUCCUUUCUUUACGCUCGUCUCAUGUUGAACGAGCUUCUGAGUAAACCUGAACGCGCCUCCCUCGACGCCCACAUGGUUCAACGGUCGCUGCACUCCAUUCCUGCUAGUCUGGAAGAUCUCUAUUCACAUAUGUUAAAUGAGCAUUCGAUUCGUGCUGGCGUGCCUCAGGAACGCCAGGUGCUCAUCCUGCAAUUGGCGACGCAUGCCACCCGUCCUUUGCGUCUGUUGGAGAUUGCUACCGUGUUGGACUUCCUUGACAUGAACGAUAGAAAUAGAACACAAAGCAACGCGAAGAACCUAACGCGCAUGUCCUGCGGCCCCAUCCUGGAGAUUCUUCCAGAUGAAACGGUCUCUAUUAUCCACCACUCUGUCACCGAGUUCCUCACAGAUGCCAGUAGGGCCGACCAUGCGAAGAUAAACAAUCAAUUCCCCGUCAUUGACUCGGUGGAAACUAACAAACUCAUGGCACUAAUCUGCUUGCGAUAUCUGCUAGCUCACGGUCUGACCGCAUGGAAAAACCCAAAAGUCCCUCGUUUGCUUCGCGAACCUUCGAAGGACAUGCAGAAUGCCCAGCUAAACUUUCCAUUUAUUGAGUACGCAGCCAGUAAUUGGUAUUUUCACGUCUCGCGCAUACCAGAGCUCAAUGGUGAAUUGCUGGGACUGCUCGAAAGCUUUAUGAAACCAAACAGCCCGUCCUUUCUCGCCUUCGUUGAGCUGAUCAUGAAAGUCGAGCAGCGCGACACUAUCACUCUCUCCCCUCUUCAUGUCUGCGCCUGGGGAAAUAUGACCAGCUAUGCUAAGGCUCUGAUCCAGUCCGGACAUGAAUGCAACGCCCUCGACGUAGAGAAGAUGACUCCCUUGGCUAGAGCGGCUGCUAAGGGCUUUCCAGAUAUGGUCGCUCUCCUGAUGGAGCAUGGUGCUACGCCGAAUCCAGACGUAGAUGGACGUGGAAAAAUCCCAUUGCACUACGCUGCGCAGAGGAAUCAUUACCAAGUUGUGCAGAUGCACUUACAGGCUGGGGCAAGUCCACUUAUCCGUCGGUCAACCAAGUAUGAUCCACCGCAAUGCUGCAUCGGAGGCUCUACUCGAAACACCCAAUCAUCUCUAGCAUAUGCAUGUCAAGCCGGGGCUGUCGAGUCUGUCCGAGCUAUGGUGCCAUAUCUAGCCCGCAAGGACAUAGAGUCGGCGCUUGAAUAUUCGAUUGAGGCUCGCCAAUUGAACAUCAUUCAACUGCUCCUUGAUCUUCCUAAUAUUGAAAUGACGAGUAACGAGGCAAAAAUGUUUGUUCCCACAUCAGACAGUCCACACCAGAGAAAAAACCUUUUGGUGGCCUUCUGCGAAUCAUUAGCCCGGAGUAAUCCGUACAGAAACGAUUCGAGAGACGAUGAAGGAGUAUGCCUCGACCUAAUAUUGCACACCGGAUGUGACGUGAACGCCCAGUGUAAGAAUGGCCGCAGUCCUCUGCAUAUAUGUGUCGAGGCCCAGGCCCCCACACUGGUGGAAAGGCUGCUCAAGCAUGGAGCAGACGUGCAUGCAUUAGAUCGAAACGGAGAAACCCCAUUAUAUCUUUGGACUCCGGAGGGGUGGUCCUCAAAAGCCUCAGCUCGCAUUCUUCAUGCCUUGAUGCGAGCUGGGGCGCAGUACGACGUAGCCAAUGCAAUCAAUGGCGGCCGUACGCCUCUUCACGCCUGGUGUAAACAAUAUGGAGCCAACCAGAUGGAUGUUGAGCUGUUACGGCCAUACGUGAAGAACUGGAACUUGCCUGACGCCAAUGGGAAUACGCCCAUUUAUCUACUGUUGGAGGAGGGGGGAAACAAAGAGACGCUCCAGAAGCUAGUGGAUCUAGGCGCAGAUCUGAAUUGGCACAACCGUGAGGGCUCGGCGCCGCUCCAUUGCGCCGCAACCAUUGAUCAAGUCAACUUGCUUGUCGACGUGGGUGCUGAUCUCGAGACAAGGGACUACCGAGGGCGUACGCUCUUUCUGCGGACUAUGUUCGCUCAUGACCCAUCUAAGGAGCUUACCCAGCUACUGAACCUGGGCGCCGAUCUGCAUGCUGUCGACUACGAUGGAAAUGGAGCACUACAUCUACUUUGUGAGCACCACCGCCAUGUGAAAAGCCUCCGCGUUUUGCUCGAGGCUGGCGCCAACCCCCACCAUCGCAACCACCGAGGAAACACCCUCUGGCACGCAUUUAUGCCACAUGCACUGCAGUACAACUACGACAGCCUGGUCUCGAUCGUGUAUAUGUUCCUCCAAGCGGAAGUUCCUCUGGCAACAAGGAACCACGAGGGUCAGACCCUGCUACAUUGCAUGUGUGAAGCCGACGUCAACUAUCCGGAAAGGCUGCUCCAUCCACCAGAGAACCCCAUCUAUCAUCUUCCUGCAGCGGAGGUAGAUGAUAUGCUGGAGGUGGAGGAUAACCAAGGGCGACGACCGAUCCACCUGGCUGUCGCUCGAUCAGAAGCUCUGGUAGCCUGGCUAAUCCGGCGUGGAGCAAGUCUCGCUGGCAAAACCCACCAAAUGGAGAACCUGAUGCAUAUUGCGGCGGCAGCAAAGGCAAGUAAUACGAUUGGUCUUCUUCUUGAGAGCUACAAGGAUGAGCAGCAGCGAAAGAUCGUUAUUAACGAGACCGAUAAGCACGGCCGCACGCCACUACACAUUGCGUGUAGCUCUGGACGUUUGGAGAGUGUAAUACUACUCCUACGUGCCGGAGCAGACGCGACUCUUGCGGACCAUAAGCAACAGACGCCCCUGCAUGCAUGUGCAGAUUUUAAAAGACAGCCUCGAUGGCCCGAGGACGAUAGUUCUCGAUCCCAUCAGGAGAAGUGGCGAUCCGUGUUUCAUGAAGAUGAGACACUGAGAGUGGCAGAGAUUAUCCAUCUUCUUCUUGCUCACGGGGCAGAUCCAUUUGUUAGAGAUCGCCUGCGUCGAUCACCUGUGGAGCUAGCUGUUGACAAGGAGAACGCGGAGAUGGUCAUGGUCCUGGCUCACACAUUUCCCUUGACUGCACGAAAUCCCCGGCCUGAUGCAGGUCACCUGUAUCUGACCGCUGGUGAAGACUAUGCGGAUAUCCUAAUUGACAGAAUAUCGCAGACACCUCCACAUGAUAUGAUACGUGAGUGCCAGCGACUGCUUAAGCUAGGGGCUUAUGGAAUUCUCGAACGCCUUGGUACGCGGGGUGUGAAAAUGAAUCAAGAGAACGUUCGGGGUGAGGGCAGCAAAGACUUCCUUCAAUCUCUGGCUCGAUGGGGAUUCACUAAACUCUUUGAGACUUUGGGCAGGGCGCGAGGAGUUGAUGACACGUACUGGAUUAACGGGAGAAUGUCCAGGCCGUACAAUUUCCAUUAUGACCUCCUUCCGUUUAUUUUUACCGCUGCAUCACGCACGCUCCCUAAUCUUGACAUGUUGUGGGUAAUUGUCGAGACAUUCAAUGCUGACGUGAAUGUUCGGGCGUACGAGAAUGUUUAUGCCCCGUCCCUUGGCGAAGACGUGCGUGAUGAACCCCAUCGUAGCGUCUUACACAUCCUUGCUGUUGGGAAACAUUGGUGGCAGACCGAGGCGAUAAGAUACCUGUUACAGCAAGGCGCAGACACGACAAUGCGUGAUGCCGAAGGCCGCACGCCCCUUCAUAUCGCUGUGACUGGGGGUUAUCGCCGGCUUGAAAUUGCCCGCGUACUGCUCGAGUACGGUGCAGAUCCGAACGCAUUAGACCGGACGGGGAUUACACCGCUAACAUUAGCAGUUGGAAACAGCGAGAUGGUCCAGCUACUCCUCCACCAUGGGGCUAGAUGUGAGCUCGGGUCCAAACCACUCCUCUUUGAAGCUAUCACGGUCCAAGAUAUUGAUACUGUCCGGGUCAUUCUCGAGAGCGGAUUAGACGUCCAGCAGCCGUUCAAGAAAUCACUAGCGGAGCUGGAUGUAUUUGAAAAACCAUGCCAUGCAAGAGCUCACCAUGACAGCGAUGACGAUGAAAUGAGUUGGGGAAGGCAGCGACGCCAGGCGCAACUGCGACUCCUACUUUGUCGCCCAGUUCACUACGCUGCCCAUGGACGAUUUAAUAAUGCUACCGAACGCCAGAAAGCCGUAGCCAUCGUGAAGCUCCUCCUGGCUCACGGUGCAGACCCGUUCCUCCCAUGUGGAGACAAAACGACGAUCAUCCACGACGUGCUAAAUCAGGGCGGAAUCGUGGAGCCACUACUAGCCUUACCCCAGUUGGAUUUAGAGAGAAGAGAUGGGCGUGGUCGGACACUGUUAAUGGCCGCCUGCGAGAUUGGUAAGGAAGACACAUUUGGUGUAAACCGAGUGGUUGACAACCUGGAACCUCACCCGUCAGCAUCGAUGCAGAAGAGCUGUGCUGUGAAUCGGCUGUGCGAAAUGCACGCCGACCUCUCGGUAGUGGAUGAUGUAGGAAAUAACCUGGUUCAUCUGCUCCUCGCCUCUAGUGAUCACAGGAAAGCCUCGGCAAGCACGAUGCUGUCUGUCUUAAUAGCCAAGUGUCCGCCCUUGAUCCAUCAACAUAACCAGAAGAUGGAGACACCCCUGCAUCUAGCCGCGAGAAGUCACCAAUGGAAUGAGGUACAGAUUCUGGUCGACUGUGGUGCGGACCCCCUCACUCCGGAUGCGGGGGGCAACACGAUCCUCCAUCAUUUGGCCCGGCGUCUGAAGAAGGUCACUCAAACGGACCUAUGGAUGAAUUUCCGUCGAUUCCUUGAUUACGGCCUAGACAUUAACAGGCGGAACAACAAUGGCGACACUCCCGUCUUCGAAUAUGUCCGGUCCCUAUCGUGCAGGGAUCCUCUGCGCGGGCCGGUAUUUAAUGAUCUUCUUGCUUUAGGCACAGACAUCUUCGUGCGGAACUAUGAUGGAGAGUCUUUACUACACCUGGUGGCUAAGUCACCCUGCAUCCUGCAAAACUACUGUCGAGGCAAGGAGAAGAUUGUCGAGUCGUUCACUUAUCUGAUAGAACUGGGGCUAGAUCCGUUGCAGGAGGAUAGCAAACAGCGUACAGCAAUGGAUGUUGCUGCUGUCUAUGGCAAGGAGGAUAUUCUAGCUUUGUUUAAGAAAUAA
Molecule: messenger RNA, 7734 nt
Organism: Talaromyces atroroseus
Lineage: Eukaryota; Fungi; Ascomycota; Eurotiomycetes; Eurotiales; Trichocomaceae
Exons: 7
Coding region: 1-7734 (2577 amino acids)
Biological process (GO): phosphate ion transport
Cellular component (GO): cytoplasm; nucleus; membrane
Molecular function (GO): protein binding; phosphate transmembrane transporter activity
Source: RefSeq, a predicted model, not a curated record